AUGGCAGAGACAGGGAAACCCCAAUUCAUAGACGACCUGGUACCUCUCAUUCUUGAGAGCACGGAACAUUGGUGGCCACGCGACUACGCCAGACUAGCCCUGGUAUCUCCAUCAUGGCUUUACUACGUGCAGAAACGGAUUUACGCCUGUCCCACUCUCUACACCUUCCAAUCCUGCGCUCUGCUAGCGAACGCCCUGCAACGGAAUCCGUCUCUGACCCACCUCAUCACCGGAAUCGAGUUCCGUCCGACACACGACGAAUGUCGAGGGCAAGUGACAGGGGAGCACUUCGAGGGAAUACGCUUUCUUCUGUCCCUGCAAGGCCUGAAAAGAGUAGUUAUUGGUGGCCAACUCUCCAGGAGAGCCGAGAGAUUCCUGAAUACGCUGUCAUGUCCAGAGGCCGUGGAGGAGUUGGUGGUGGAUGGAAGCGUGUGCCAGGAUUCCCUCGUGGCCUCACUCGAGGUCGACGAGAGUUUUUUCUUCAGGUUUUGCAACUUGAACACACUGAAGUUGGUCAACCUGGAAGUCGAUUUGAUUCCGCCACCGACAACCAUUCCGCUCACCACUCCGAUCAAUCACCUCAUCCUUGCUAAUGUCGACAUUCUAGGCGGACACCUUGGCCAGGUUAUUUCAGGAUCGUCCUUGGACUUGCUCUCAGUUCACGCGUGCUUACCCCACGAUUAUGACGAGCAAAUUCGAUGCAUCCUAGAUUCCUGCCAGGUCGAGGCCUUGCACUACAGCGUGAGCCAGGCUUGUGCGGAAUCAAAUGCUCGAUCCUUUCUCUCAGUCGCUGCCACUGAGGGAACGGGCCUACGAGCUCUCUAUAUCGACGGUCACUUUGUUGACCAAGGCACCCUCUCUGACCUUGCCGAGUGUUGCCCAUCCCUUCAAGAGCUCGCUGUGGCUGGGCGCUCUGUUCGUGUCACUGUGGAGGAGUGGUGUAGCUUCAUCAAAUCCCGUGCUCUUCCUGGACUACACAAACUUAGGCUACCGUCGGGUACGAAUACACCUCCGUUCAAGAAAUGGACUGGUGGGGACUGGCAGGCGCUAAAGGCAGCAUGUCUGGCCAAUGACAUCCAGCUCUUGGAAUGA
This is a messenger RNA of Coprinopsis cinerea okayama7#130, 1092 nucleotides long. RefSeq lists its product as hypothetical. The coding region runs from base 1 to 1092 and encodes 363 amino acids. The record is from RefSeq and is a predicted model, not a curated record. The transcript has a single exon. NCBI's taxonomy places the organism in Eukaryota, Fungi, Basidiomycota, Agaricomycetes, Agaricales, Psathyrellaceae.